CUUUGAACCACAGCUUCGUUAUUUCAUCAUCAUGCUACACGACUACAUAACUGCAGCGUACACAGGCAGAUAAAUCGUCCAGAUAUCUCUAGAAAUUCCAUUCCACAGAGUGUCACAUAGUCACAAUGGCGUCCUCAAAGACUCUCACACCGUUGUCCCGAUCCUCCAGGCCUUUGAGCUCCCUCUCUUCCGCUGUUCCUCGCUCUCGAGCUACCUGCAAGAGGAAUGCAGCAACGAUUGCGAACUUCAAGGUUCCCACAAUCAACAAUGAGCCUAACCAACACUACACAAAGGGAUCAGUCGAUCGCCAGAAACUCCAGAGCGCCAUCGCCACCUUGAAGAAGCAAAUCCCCGUCGAAGUGCCUCUGGCAAUCGGAGGUCAACACGUCACAAACAGCUCCAUCCUCACCCAGCACGACCCCUCAUCACACGCAGACGUAGUCGCAAAGUACUCCAACGCCAAUGCCAAAGAUGUCAAGGACGCCAUCGCCUCUGCUCUCGAAGCUAAGAAAUCAUGGGAGAAGCUUCCAUUCGCCGACCGCGCAGCCGUCUUCUUGAAGGCCGCCGACCUCAUUUCCACAAAGUACCGCUACGAGAUCAUGGCUACGACCAUGGUGGGACAAGGAAAGAACGCCUGGCAGGCAGAGAUCGACGCCGCGGCUGAGCUGUGUGAUUUCUUGAGAUUCAACGUCAAGUACGCCGAGGAGACUUAUGGUCACCAGCCAGUUCACAAUUCGCCUGGCGUCUGGAACCGCGUUGAGUAUAGGCCUCUAGAAGGUUUCGUGUACGCUAUCAGCCCUUUCAACUUCACAGCUAUCGGCGGAAACCUGCCCGUGGCACCAGCCCUGAUGGGUAACGUUGUAGUGUGGAAGCCAUCGCCUGCCGCCAUCGCCUCGAACUGGCUGAUCUACAAGAUCCUCGUCGAGACUGGUCUUCCCCCCAACGUGAUACAGUUCACUCCGGGUGACGCAGUCGAGGUCACACGGGAGGUUCUGUCUCACCGUCAAUUCGCUGCCCUGCACUACACCGGCAGCACCGCAGUUUUCCGAUCGCUCUACGGCCAAAUCGCCAAUGGCAUCACCGAGGGAACCUACCAGAGCUACCCACGCAUCGUGGGAGAGACCGGUGGCAAGAAUUUCCAUCUCAUCCACAAGAGCGCCGACGUCAACAACGCCGCCAUCCAGACCGUCCGCGGAGCCUUCGAGUUCCAAGGCCAGAAGUGCAGCGCCUGCUCGCGCCUCUACGUGCCCAAGUCCAUCUGGCCCGAGUUCAAGGAGAAGAUCGUGUCGGAGACGCAGGCCCUCAAGAUUGGCGACCCCUCCGACUUCACCAACUUCAUCGGCCCCGUAAUCCACGAGGCCAGCUUCAAGAAGCUCUCCGGCGUCAUCGACGAGGCCAAGAACGACAGCGAACUCAAGCUGCUCGUCGGCGGAACCUACGACAGCAGCAAGGGCUACUACAUCCACCCCACCAUCUACCAGACCACCAACCCCAACCACCCGCUCCUCUCCCGCGAGCUCUUCGGCCCCAUCCUCGUCACCUAUGUCUACGACGACGCCCCCGCUGACGCCUUCGAGAAGAUGUGCGAGCAGAUCGACUCCACUUCUGAGUACGCGCUCACCGGUGCCGUCUUCGCGCUCGACCGCGAGACCAUCCGCUUCGCGGAGGACAAGCUCAGGGAUGCGGCUGGCAACUUCUACAUCAACUGCAAGUGCACUGGCGCCGUCGUCGGACAGCAGCCCUUCGGCGGAUCGCGUGCUAGCGGAACCAACGACAAGGCUGGCAGCGCGAACUUGCUCUCCCGAUUCGUCAACUUGAGGUCUAUCAAGGAGGAGUACUUGCCUACUGAGAAGGUCAUCUACCCCAGCAACGAGUAAAGCAGAAAACGAAGUGGAGAGAAGGAAAAGUUGAAAUUGAAUUAAUCUCACGAUCUUAACGAUGAUGAUGUUUUGGAUAGAUUUUAAGGAGGAGAAAAAGCUCUCGAUAUUAGGAUGCAUAUCAAGUCAGAGAACCCGUCAUGUUUGCUACAACAUGACAUAUACCCAGAAUGGGAAGAAAUAAGUAAAGAGAUAAACAAACCAAAAUAAAGUUGAAAAUUAUCAGAUC
Molecule: messenger RNA, 2106 nt
Organism: Aaosphaeria arxii CBS 175.79
Lineage: Eukaryota; Fungi; Ascomycota; Dothideomycetes; Pleosporales
Product: delta 1-pyrroline-5-carboxylate dehydrogenase-like protein
Exons: 4
Coding region: 126-1877 (583 amino acids)
Cellular component (GO): mitochondrial matrix
Molecular function (GO): L-glutamate gamma-semialdehyde dehydrogenase (NAD+) activity
Source: RefSeq, a predicted model, not a curated record